This is a messenger RNA of Manihot esculenta (cassava), 1441 nucleotides long. RefSeq lists its product as uncharacterized. The transcript is spliced from 8 exons. Bases 252 to 848 code for a protein of 198 amino acids. Lineage: Eukaryota; Viridiplantae; Streptophyta; Magnoliopsida; Malpighiales; Euphorbiaceae. The record is from RefSeq and is a predicted model, not a curated record.
UAAAAAAUAUAAAUUUAUAAAAUAACAAGCCCCCUCGGCUGCUGUUGUUUCGCCGCCCCUGCUGCUCCUCCUCCAUCGCCGCUGCUCCUGUCUCGCCGCUGCUGCGACUCCUACAUCGACUCCUCGCAGGGGGUAAUUUGUCAUUUGAAGAAACAGUGCUUCUAUAACCACUGGAAGGACUAGCAGAAGGGUUUUGGAGUGUGGAAACAUAGUGCAGAAGCAGCAGAAGGUUUCUGGAGACUUUUUUGGCUAUGGAAUCAAUUGUGAAAAAAUAUCAGCAGAAAUUCAGAAAGGUCAGUGAAGAAAUGAACAGAUGGGACCAUGUUCAAUCUCGCUUGCUUUCGCAAUUCAGAAACGCUUGUUCCAUUAUUGAGAGGUUAACGGUGAUUCAUGAUUCUAAAAAUUAUGGGACUUUGAAUAGUGUGCAUGGAAUAGUAAAUGCAGUGUUGAGAAAGCAAAUGGAGUCCUUAGAAACCAUUUUGCUUUCCAUGAAUAAGACAUUGGAAGAGUUUCGUGGAAUUGUUUUGUUUCUUGAGAAGAUGCAUCGAGAUGGUAGGCAAUUAGUUAAAGGGGGUUCUAGUCAGCUGUCAGCAAAACAGUUGCAGCAACGAAUUGGUACUAAGCCAUGUCUCACUGAUUGCUUGGAUGGGCUUAUGAUUCUUCAUGAAAUGCACCGCUCAGAGUACCUCCUUAAAUCAUCUGUUGUAUCAGCACUUCCACUUCUUAUCUUGAAACCCAGUUCUGGUGAUCUUGCUGCACUCCAGCAACUCAUGGUUGAUCAACCUAAUAUCCCUAAAGAGGAAGUGCAACUUAUCUUUGACAUCAUCUUUGCCGAUGAGAUCUGUUAAAUUCUUUUGUGGAUGUUGACAAGCUUUAAUAGCAGUGUGGAAGCAGAGAUCUCAUUGGUACAGUAGAGUUUAUGUUAACAGCAUGAUGUCUUUGUGGAAGAAUUAUGUUGAGCACCUUGAAGAAUCAUUUUUUUCCCUGAUCAAUAGAGAGUAAACUACUUUGGAAAAUGUCAGUGUUGCCAGCUCUUUUUACCCACUUAACAGAGUGACAGAAAUCAUAUAGAACAGAAUAUUUACGUGUCACAAGGGCGAAUAAUUUUCCCUAGUUCCAUUUGAGCAGAAUCGAAUUUCAACCAUGGAAUGUUUGUUGAUGCAGAAGGAUUGAUAGGCCUAGAGAAUUCUAAAGGAAUUUGUAACAAAAAGAAAAAAAAAAGUGCUGAGCGCAUGUGAUGACAGCUGGAAAGAUGGAAAAGAAUGCUAUAAAUUGAGGGAGAGAUGAGGGGGGCAUGACUUUAAAUUGUAUUUUCUUCUAGCUAUUUUUCUAGCUUGGGAUUUGUUAGUUUACUGCUGGGCUGGAGUGUGAGCCAGAGAUUUGUAUCUUGAAUCCAUUUGUGUUCUUUGAGUUUAUGAAUCAGAAUUUUUUUUUCUUCUUA